AUGAGUUUGGAGGCUCGGCUCAACGACAGCCUCAACGAUAUACUCAAGACCAGCGGGUAUAUUUUUGAGAUCAUCAACAACAACAAAAAGCAGCUGAACCUUAUUACCGGCACCAACAACCAGCUCAUAUCGCAGCCGAUCGUCCAGCAGCUCGCUCGUAAUUUGGCCAAGUUCGACGAGAUCCUCGAUGAAACGGUGUCCAAACUCAACGACGUCAAGUGGUGUGUUGAGGAAACGGUGGGACGACAGCAACGUGAAGCGGAGCUGAAAAUCAAGGAACAACUUGAGCAGCAGCGACUUCAAGAAGAGGCUAAGCGCCAAGAAGAACAGCGGCGAGAAGAAGAAGGUCAGAGACAGCGUGAAGAAGAAGAACGGCGCAAGCGGCUCGAGCAGGAACGGAUACAAAAGGAAAAGUUGGAGAAAGAACGCCUUGAAAAGCAACGGCUUGAAAAGGAGAAACAAGAACGAGAACGCCGCGAAUGGGAGCGCCAGGAGAAGGAACGGGAAGAGAAAGAACGCAAAGAGCGCGAGGUGCGCGAAGCAGAGGCGUCGCUCGCCAACUUCAACCAGCCGUUUGACUUUGAUCUCGGCGGGCUGGAGGGCGGUAUCCCCAACCCCACCGAUAUCUUGUCCACGAUCAAUUACCAGCAGAAUCUGGGCGACCUCAACGACUCCAACAACAUGAUGAACGAUUUACUACAAAACGACGACUCCCUCUUGGGUGGGCUCAACCUUGAUCAAUUAGAUUCCGGGUUUGACGGCAAUAACCAGGCGAAUCUGCUCGACGACGGGUUUGAUGUCGACAACUUCCUCAACCAAUUUGACCAAUAG
Messenger RNA from Diutina rugosa, 831 nucleotides. RefSeq names its product Cta26p (gene CTA26). The coding region runs from base 1 to 831 and encodes 276 amino acids. NCBI's taxonomy places the organism in Eukaryota, Fungi, Ascomycota, Pichiomycetes, Serinales, Debaryomycetaceae. The record is from RefSeq and is a predicted model, not a curated record. The transcript has a single exon.